AUGUCGCAGAUGGUCACACUAGAACAAGCAACAUGGGCCUGGAUCGAAGCAGGUCCGCGCAAGCACCACAUGCCUGUUGGCAAGCGUUUUGCCAAAGGUAUCAUGGCUGGUUUCUUGCUAUCAACAGGAGGAAUGCUAGUUCAGAUCCUCUCCGCCAACCCAUGGUUCUCCACCAACGCCCCCGGUCUCCUCAAGAUCUUCCAAGGUGCCGUCUUCCCCGUCGGUCUCGUAAUGAUCGUCCUUCUCCAAGCAGACCUCGUAACCGGCGAAAUGGCCAUCUUCAUCAUGUCCACCGUAAAACGUCGUGUCCCCUACUGGGCCUUCCUCUACGGCUGGACCAUCACUUUCAUCGGCAACCUUAUCGGCUCACUCCUCUACGCUGGUCUCUUAGUCCACUUUUCCGAAAUCUACACACCCGCAAUGCAGCGCGGCGCAGCGAUGGGCGCAGAUGCAAAAGUCUCCACGAUCAACUUCCGCGAACUUUGGCUAAGAGCAAUAGGCUGUAACGUGUUGGUCUGCAUCGCGGUGUUCCAGGCUUCGCUGGCGAAAGAUGUGGUAUCGAAGGUGGUAGCGAGUUGGUUUCCGAUCUUCGUGUUUGUGGCGGCUGGAUUUGAACAUGUGGUGGCGAACAUGUUUUUAGUCAAUGCGGCGUUGAUGACCAGGGAAACGAACUUUGGGGUGGGGGAGUAUGUGUGGAAGAGCGUGAUUGCGAGUUUCUUGGGUAACGUGAUUGGGGCUGCACUGCUGGCGUUGCCGCUGGUGUAUCUGCAUGGCGGUGAUGAGUGGGAUCCGAGCGAAGGGGCGAGGGUGGGGAUGGUGAAGGGCGGAGCGGUUAGUCCGGGAGGGAUGUGGGUGAAUGAAGUAACGUUGCCAGGGAGUGGGACAGUAAGUGCAAGAGGGAAUGACAAGUGGGGGAAGGAUAUUGAGGCUCAGACUCCGGCCUAG
Messenger RNA from Ustilago hordei, 945 nucleotides. RefSeq lists its product as uncharacterized. Gene Ontology annotation, cellular component: membrane. Gene Ontology annotation, molecular function: high-affinity secondary active nitrite transmembrane transporter activity. Lineage: Eukaryota; Fungi; Basidiomycota; Ustilaginomycetes; Ustilaginales; Ustilaginaceae. The record is from RefSeq and is a predicted model, not a curated record. Bases 1 to 945 code for a protein of 314 amino acids. Gene Ontology annotation, biological process: nitrite transport; transmembrane transport. The transcript has 2 exons.